AUGGAUGCUGAACAGCGAUGGGAAAAUGGGAUGCUUUUUGCUAAUCCUGCAACACCCUUGCCACAUGAGAUGAUGGUAGAGAUAUUCCUCCAAAGCGUUAACUCCGACGACCUGGCCGGAUGUACACCUUCCAGGACAUCUCCCCCGUUUACACUUACAUGGGUCUGCCGUUAUUGGAGAAAACUGGCGAUUUCAUUGCAGAACCUCUGGACAAACAUCUCACUAGGCGAUCAAGGUACGGAUCCAGCUGAUGACGUGCGCCUUCUCGACCUAUGGAUACAGAGAGCUGGACCGGCAAGGUUAAUGCGAAUUAGCCUAUGCCACGAAAUGAAGGACUCAGAGCGACCCGUCUUCUUUGAUCCGAAUCGUGGGGAACGGUAUCUUAUUGGAAUGAAAAUGCUCACAGACAAAGUCCUCUCAAUCUCACAUCGCUGGCAUACGCUUGAACUACAUGCUCUAGAUUUGUAUGUGCUGGACCCUAUUCUACGAGCUCUCGUUACCACAGGCGCACCACAACUCGAGACACUUUCUAUAUCAACAAAGUACUUCGACUUUUUCGGGAGUGUUCAUUUCAUGGACUUGUCAAGUUGUCCUUCACUGUGUAACCUGCGCUUACUCUGUCCUAUGCUGUGCCCAACGGCUAAUUCUCAUGUGGCGGCAAAUAUGACAAACCUGGAAAUACGCUUCUGUCCACUUAUGAGGGACUGUCUUACUUGGCUUUCAAUAUGCCCAAAUCUCGAACGGUUAAAUGUUCGUUUCUUCAGAGCAAUCUCCUCAUCACUACCUCGUGAAAGGAGUCCCCUUACCUUGCUCCAACUGACGCAUCUCUCUAUCUCAUGCUUCUCUGAUGAUUCUGACCCAAGUCCACUGCUCGAUUUGUUAAUACUCCCAGCACUUCGCGACCUAUCCCUGGACAUGAAUGGUCUUGUUCAUUCGGAACUCAGUCAAACAUGGAGUGACCAGAUGCACGGCAUAAUCAGACGAUCAAAAGCUCCUCUUGAGCGGCUUACUAUGCUAGGCACACCAAUGACAUCAGAUGUUCUCAUUCGACUGCUCCACACAACACCUCGUCUUACGGAACUCGUACUCAGCGGUUCCGUUAUUUCAGACCAACUGUUAAUAUCUCUGGCGGUUAAUAUGAAGUUACCUACAAAUGAAGAGAUGUUAGGAGGGGGCAUAAACGGAGAUACCUUAACUUUCUCACUUUGUCCCGGUCUGGAAUCACUUGAACUUCGAGAGUUCGAAUGCUCACUAGACGUCCUCGUCUCUUUCAUAUGUGCUCGUUGUCGUGUCCAUGUAGGAGCGCGACGGCUACUCUCAAUUACCGACGAUUCUCCUAGACCAAAAAAUCCAGGACAUCUGAAAAAUCUGACUUUAAUCUGGAGCCCACAUCCAACACUCCUUGAUCAUCCCUCAAUACGAGAAUGUGUGGCGGGAGGCUUGGAAAUUAUUAACAGAUCAUACAACGGUGGGAAGCUAAAGUAA
Fomitiporia mediterranea MF3/22 is the source of this 1485-nucleotide messenger RNA. RefSeq lists its product as uncharacterized. The record is from RefSeq and is a predicted model, not a curated record. Bases 1 to 1485 code for a protein of 494 amino acids. The transcript has a single exon. NCBI's taxonomy places the organism in Eukaryota, Fungi, Basidiomycota, Agaricomycetes, Hymenochaetales, Hymenochaetaceae.